Molecule: messenger RNA, 1110 nt
Organism: Portunus trituberculatus (swimming crab)
Lineage: Eukaryota; Metazoa; Arthropoda; Malacostraca; Decapoda; Portunidae
Exons: 5
Coding region: 54-791 (245 amino acids)
Source: RefSeq, a predicted model, not a curated record
UCGAUAUCUUCCGAGGGGGCGUAAAUACAACAUUACUUUACUUAUAGAAUCAUAUGACAGCUGUAGAGAGGCGGGAGUUUUGCGUUCACAUCUCUUUAUCAUCUCUGCCAAUAUUUAUCAUUAUCUUCAAAAUGGAGCGAGUGGAGGAACUGAGGCAAAAUACCAAAGAAGCAUUUGAAGCAUUUCACCGAGUUCAGCGGGAAAAAUGGCAGUUUUUACAAAACUUUCACGACUCAGCCAUGGAAAUCUUACUCAAGGAAAUGUCUGAUAACCUCCGAGUCAACUUAGAGACGUAUCUAGAAAUGAGGAAUGGAAACUUAACCGCUACUCUCAAGAAUAUGGAUGAAUAUCUGCACCAGGCGUCUGCAGUACUCGCUGACAUUAAGGACUACAGGUUGCAACUCGUACAGGCGUGCAAUCAUAACAUCCAGCCUCCCUUUACAUCUCCAGAGGAAGAAUCCAUACUGGUGAAUGGGCAAGGAAUCAAGGAUCUAGAGAACAUAUCUAGUGAUGCAGAUGAGUGUGUGAUGCAGGUUAGUGAGCUGCAGGAACAGGCUUACACCCUCAUGAACACAUUAUGGCAAAACUUAUCACAAAAGAUUGGCAUGAUGAUGAGCGAGGUGGUGGUCGAGAUGAAAAAGCAUGACGAAGGACGGCUGCGGGAGGUCGAGGAGGUAUGGCAGCGCGGCAAUGAAGAGCUGGACGAGGCAGUGCAAGUGCUAGAGAACAUGGAAAAGGUCAAACAGCAUUUAGAAUGUCUUUGUGAAAUGUUCAGGAAACCAGAUUACUAAAAUCAUGCAUGAAUCACUGGCAUUGCAUUACCGAGACGUCAUUUUCAAGCUUUCAUCUUAUCUGGAAUGUUUUCUAGUGAUAGAUAUCGGAGGCUGCAGUACGCAUGGUGCUUUUACAAUUGUUAUAAGGAUUAUGUAUUAUUGGGAUAAGAACACAUGUGAAACUUGUGCAAAUUGCAAGUUUGAAUGAAAGAACAUUUAAAAAUACGGUCUUAGUCAAUUAUUGACGGAGAAAUUUUACUUUUCUGUUAAUCUUAUUAAGAGGAAGACUUUUUAUGUUCCAUGUAUUUGGGCUUUGUAUUAUAUUAUUUGCCAGACA